GUAUGUGUGUGGAUGUCUUCUCCUCCUCCUCCUCGCAGUGUAAAAUUGCAGGGUUCUCGGGGCUCCGCUUUGACGUUUUCCAGCGUCGAAAUGCCCGUAUAUUCCAUGCCCCUCUGACUCUGCUUUCCCUUCCCUCCCCUGCUUCUCUCUCUCUCUACCAUGGAGGCCCUGAGACCCGCCGCCGCGGCCGCCGCCGUCCCCGUUGUUUCGUCUCCCGACCCGCGCCUCUCGAUCUCCACCAGGUCGAGACUGGCGAGUUUCGGGAGGACCCAGCUAGGGUUCGCCCCCGGCAUUCGCGCCAGGCCCGUCGGGCGGGACCGCUCCGGCGAUGGAGCUCGGAGGAAUGGUGGGAAGGAGUGGAGGCGGCGGCGGCAUCAGCAGGAGGCGAGGUGCACGGCGGAGGGGAUCGAGCGGGGGCUGCUCUUCGGGGACAGGGGCGGCCGCGUCGAGGCGGCGGAGGACGCGGUCGGCGCGGUGCCGGAGAGGUUCAAGGUGGUGGCGCUGAUGGCGUGCGCGAUGUGCCUGUGUAAUGCCGACCGGGUGGUGAUGUCCGUCGCCGUCGUCCCCCUCGCCGCCCGGCACGGCUGGUCCACCCCUUUCCUGGGCAUUGUUCAGUCAUCUUUCCUGUGGGGAUACGUGUUCUCGUCGGUGAUCGGCGGCGUGCUGGUCGACAAGUACGGAGGGAAGAGGGUGAUGGCGUGGGGCGUGGCCUUGUGGUCGCUGGCCACCCUCCUCACCCCUUGGGCCGCCAACCACUCGACGGUCGCCCUUCUGGCCAUGCGCGCGUUCUUCGGGCUUGCUGAGGGCGUUGCUCUUCCCUCCAUGAGCAACCUCUCGUCGAGGUGGUUCCCGAGCCAUGAGCGAGCGAGCGCGGUCGGGAUAUCGAUGGGGGGAUUUCACCUUGGCAACGUCGCAGGCCUGAUUCUCACCCCUCUGAUGAUGUCCUCCGUCGGCAUUUCGGGGCCAUUCCUUCUCUUCUCGUCGCUUGGACUGCUUUGGUUAAUGAGGUGGGCCAAUGGGGUGACCAACCACCCGCGAGAGAGCCGAUUUGUCGGUGCAUCGGAGCUGCGGCUGAUCGAAGAUGGAAAAUCGAAUGCUGCGGUCGGGAACGGAGAAAUCCCAUCGAUUCGUGUUUUACUGUCUAAGCCACCGGCAUUGGCAAUCAUACUGGCCAACAUCACCAACAACUGGGGAUAUUUCGUUCUGCUCUCGUGGAUGCCCGUUUACUUCAAAACUGUGUUCGACAUAAAUCUGAAGAAUGCGGCUUGGUUUAGCGCUGUUCCAUGGGGAACAAUGGCGGUAUCUGGGUACAUUGCCGGCGCAGCAUCCGAUUAUUUGAUCAAGGCCGGGUAUUCACUUACGCUGGUGCGAAAGGUCAUGCAGUCGAUCGGUUUCAUCGGGCCUGGAAUUGCAUUGCUCUGUUUAAAUUACGCCAAUUCGCCAGCCGUCGCUUCCCUGUUCAUCACGGUGGCACUAAGCUUCAGUUCAUUCAGUCAGGCUGGCUUCCUCCUAAAUAUUCAAGAUAUAGCUCCACAGUGUGCAGGAUUUCUUCAUGGUAUCGCGAAUUCAGCAGGAACAGUUGCUGCAAUAAUCAGCACGAUCGGUACCGGUUAUUUCGUGCAGUGGCUCGGAUCUUUCCGAGCAUUUCUUACGGUCACCGCUGCUCUCUAUUUCGUCACUACCAUAUUCUACAACCUCUAUGCUACCGGAGACCGAGUUUUCUAGACGGAGAGCUUCAUCAAUUCCUCGUCGUCGUCGGGUCGGGCAGAGCAAGCGGGUCUCAUUCAAAAAGCCAUUGUUAUGAUUCAAAUUUUGUGUACCUAGUAGUCUGAAACAACAGUUUAAUGCUGUAUAUAUGUAUAGCUUAUUCUUUGUAUCCUUGAACUCUCUCUCUCUCUCUCUCUCAUAUUCUGUCAAUUGUAACUCUACCAAAGGAGUGAAAACUGGAAAGGCCAUUGCUGCAUCA
Molecule: messenger RNA, 1966 nt
Organism: Syzygium oleosum
Lineage: Eukaryota; Viridiplantae; Streptophyta; Magnoliopsida; Myrtales; Myrtaceae
Product: probable anion transporter 3, chloroplastic
Exons: 8
Coding region: 160-1725 (521 amino acids)
Biological process (GO): transmembrane transport
Cellular component (GO): plastid
Molecular function (GO): phosphate transmembrane transporter activity
Source: RefSeq, a predicted model, not a curated record